AUGAGCGAGGACGUUCUGCGACAGAAGUGCGUCGACCUGAAGGUCAAGAUUGACGAGCUGGAGUUCGAGAACGAGGCCACGGCGGUGGCAGUCUCGCGGUCCAAGCAGGCCGUCGAACGGCUCCGAUACGAGUACGCCCUGCUGCUGGAGGCACUGGGCCGCAAGGCGGACGAGGUGAGCAUUCCGAACGUCGGAAAACUCACGGCGGACGAUUUGGACGGCGACGAGAUCGAUAGUCUGCGACUGGCAGACAUCACGCACCUGCUGACCAAGACUCCGUUCUCGCUUGCCAAGAACGGGUUCAGUGCCUCUGUGGGCAGCCUGGUGGCGAAGAAAAAACGAGGCGCCAACACGCUCAAAAAACAGCGGCUCAAGGACCCAACGAUCCCGAAACGGCCCACCAACGCGUACCUGAUUUUCUGCGAGAUGGAGAAAGAGCGGGUGAAGAAGCAGAUCGAGUCCAAAGACCCUGGCGUGCCGUCGGACCUGUCCAAGGCGAUGACCGAGGCAUGGCGCAACCUGGACGACGUUUCCAGAAAACCGUAUUACGAGCUAUACGAGCAGGACCGGCUGCGGUACCAGCGGGAGAUUAAGGAGUACAAUUCGAAGCAGAAGAACGGCAAGGCGGGCGAUCUCAAGAAAGACCUCGACGAGCCCGACCAUGACGACGAGGUAACCGAGAUGGACGUGAACGACGACGACGACGACGAGGUCGACGAGGACGACGAUGAGCUGGACUCCAUGGCGCUGAACGAGGACGAGGAGGUCAGUUUCAAAGAGGAGCGGAUGUAG
Messenger RNA from Ogataea parapolymorpha DL-1, 792 nucleotides. Its product is annotated as HMG box-containing protein. The record is from RefSeq and is a predicted model, not a curated record. The transcript is spliced from 2 exons. Lineage: Eukaryota; Fungi; Ascomycota; Pichiomycetes; Pichiales; Pichiaceae. The coding region runs from base 1 to 792 and encodes 263 amino acids.